UAAAAAUGGCUGGAAAUACCUUCCAAGUAUCAUCAUAAAAUUUACUUCAAGACAAAUUCUAAAGUACAUAACACCAAUGGCCGAAAAAUUAAACAAGAAGGCAUCUAUCAGAACUACCGGAAAAUUGGAUAGGAAGGUAGUCAGCAAAACUGCUAGUAAAUUGGACAAGAAGGCAGCUAGCAAAACUACUCAAAAGAAGGCAGUUAUUACUACCAAUAAUCUAGACAAAGCUCAAAUUAAGAAGAUUUUUGACGUUUUUGACUAUAAUGGUAACGGUAUCUUGUCUCUCGCUGAAAUUGAUAAAGCCGUUAUUGAACUCUAUCCUCACCUCGCAAAAGAUAAGCCUGCCAUCAUGCGAGCUUAUAAAGCUGCCGAUACUUCCAAAGAUGGUUUCAUUGAUUUCAAAGAAUUUGGUCGUCUCAUCGAUCUUCUUCAUUACUACAAUGAGCUAUUCAAAAUAUUUAAAAAACUUGAUAUAGAUAAUGACAGGCGUAUCGAUUUUGGAGAAUUCAAAAAAGGUCAUAAAUUAAUUGGAAUAAAUGUGGUAUCAAAUAAAGAACUUAAAUCCAAGUUUAAUGAAAUUGAUACGAACCUUGGAGGUUACAUUCUCUUUGAUGAGUUCUGCAUUUAUGCUGCAAAGAUGAAAUUGAUAUCCGAUAUACCUCAAGAUACUCAAGAUACUCAAAAUAAUCAAGAAGAAAUACCACAGGACGUUCAGAAUAAACAAGAAGUUCAGGAAACUCAAACAAAAUUAUAAAAUUAUAAAAUAGUUUUAUUAGAAAUUUUGCAUAUCAAUUAUUCAUGUCAUAAAUAUCAAACUUUUACAUUUUUCAAUAUCAUCUUUUAAUUUAAAUAAAAAGAAAUUCUUAAAAAGUUUUGCUUUAAUAUUCUUUCAAGUUUAAAUAAU
Rhizophagus irregularis DAOM 181602=DAOM 197198 is the source of this 907-nucleotide messenger RNA. RefSeq lists its product as uncharacterized. The record is from RefSeq and is a predicted model, not a curated record. NCBI's taxonomy places the organism in Eukaryota, Fungi, Glomeromycota, Glomeromycetes, Glomerales, Glomeraceae. Gene Ontology annotation, molecular function: calcium ion binding.